Molecule: messenger RNA, 1776 nt
Organism: Adineta ricciae
Lineage: Eukaryota; Metazoa; Rotifera; Eurotatoria; Adinetida; Adinetidae
Source: the annotation of a GenBank genome assembly
AUGGAUCUCAGUAAAAUAAACUUAAGUAGUUAUAUGCCAGCCAUGCCUUAUAAAGUUCGUGAAUUAUUCGAUAAAGCAACUAAUAUUGUUAUGAACUACACGGAAACAGAAGCCAAAGUUGUUGAAGCGACUAAUGAUGAAUCAUGGGGUCCAUCUGGCAAAUUACUACAAGAACUUUCUCAGUUAUCCUAUUCCUAUGAGCAUUAUACUGAAUUAAUGGGAAUGUUGUGGAAACGUUGUUUUGGACAAGAUAAAAAAUUAUGGCGACGAACAUAUAAAUCUCUGCUCGUUUUAACCUACUUAAUCAGAAACGGAAGCGAUAAAGUAGUGACAUCAGCACGAGAGCAUCUCUAUGAUCUGAAAAGUUUGGAAAGUUUUUCCUAUCAUGAUGAACAAGGAAAAGAUCAAGGCAUUAAUGUACGUCAUAAAGUGAAAGAAAUAGUUGAAUUCAUUCAAGAUGACGAUCGACUUCGCGAUGAACGGAAGAAAGCGAAAGUCAAUCGUGAUAAAUACGUUGGUGUUGGAAGUGAUACAUCGUCCUGCCGUUAUGGUGAUCGCUGGAAUGACUACGAAGAGUCCAGUAGUGGAAGUAAUUCAACGCGAAAGAAAGAUUUCGUUGAAUUAGAUGGUCGAUGGCGAUCGACAAAUCCGUCGAUAUUUGAAGAAGGUUUUAACAAAGCGGAAGAUUUAGCUAAUAAAAUGAAAGAAAUGGUUCUUGAUCAACGACGACCAUCACACGAUUAUUCACCGGACGUUAGUGAUGAUGAAAAUCGAUACUCGAAAAAGAGUAACGAAUAUCACGAUUCUACGUGGAAUGAUCCAAAACCAGAGUAUCGUAAUAAAACCAAGGAGAGUGAUUUUGAAGUCACAAAAACUUCAACAACAGCAAAUAAAACUCGAUCCUCGACAAACACGACUAAAAAACCACAAAUGGCUGCGCCAGUUGCAACACCUGUAACACCUCAAGCACCUGUUGUUGAUCUGUUAGGUGGUGAUGACGAUGACGGUUUUGCUCCAUAUGUUCAAGCGCCCACUACUCAAUCACCACUUGAUGAUGAUUUUGGUCAAUUUCAAGAAGCAACAGAUAUUCCAACCAAACAAGUGAUACCACCAACUACAGCAACACAAGCUUCAGUUUGGACAGCUAACACGAAUUCUACUCCAUCAGUUCCUCCAUCUUCGGUGAAAUUCGAUCCAUUUGAUUUAUUCCAACAAACAACAACGUCAACAGAUCUUUUACAACCAAUGUCUACAACGACAACAAAACCAGCAUUCCCAACUACUAACAACUCAUCAUCAAAUGAUUUAGACUUUUUUAUGACAUCACCUCAACCAACUCAGCAAACGAACACGUUUUUCGCCCCUCAACAACAAUCAUUUGUACGUCCACAGAUGUUUCCACCACAACAACCGAUGAUGUUUCCGUCUACACAACAACAAUUCAAUAGACCAAACAAUAAUUCAUUUAAUGCAGUCUUUCCGACCUCAUCCCCUGAAGUAGAUCAACAACAAAAUCUUUCUACUUUGGAGAAACAGAAUACUUGGACAUCGGCACACGGUAAAAUUGACAUAUCAUUGAAUAAUUUAAUUCCACAUACUCGUGGCGAUGCACAAAAAUCUUCAUUACCACUCAAUCAACUCACCAGUCCAACCAGUCCAACAAAUAGUGGAUUUCCAUCGCAAAUGAUGAUGAUGAAUAAUAACAAUAUUCAUUCCAUGUUUCCAAACUCAACACUUCCAACACACGGUGUAGGUAGCCGUCCAAUAUUGAAAUAA